ACAUUUGGACUAUAUUCCAUUCUAUCAAAUAGCGACAGAUAAUACCCAGCGUGUUCAGAUCCUACGAAUAUCUAUUUAACACCGAUAAAACCCGAUUCCUACGACUUCAAGGAAUUUCCAGACAAGUCAGAAAUAUUUCUCAAGGCUGGUGGGCUGGUCGACGAUAUGGUUGUAUAAUGAUCGCUUUGGGUAUAUAAAGAUGUCGGCACCCUACAAUAUUUACUAAAGCUCGCACAGGUAACCAGGGAUCGUGAAAUCRAUGGAUGAUCGUACCAGAUCACUCAACGCAUUAACCUACUACCCACCAUGCGAUCUAUCUACGAGUAGCUACAGUGGCAUGGCAAUAUCAAACAACCACUUAUCAGUAGACGUCCCGCGCAGACCGAGCAGUGGAACACAUUCAAACCAAGGCACCUCUUCCAAUUUGAAUUUCCACGGGUCGAACGACUCUCGCCUUGAGGUGACAGAACUAUCUGGAACAAUAACCCAGAAUGGGUUUUGUGUUGAUCAAAUCCAUUAUAGACCCAGGAGAGAGAGGUGGAAAAAUCGUACUGAGUUUAUAUUGACUUUGAUUGGGUAUACUAUUGGUCUGGGGAAUGUAUGGAGGUUCCCUCAUUUGUGCCACAAGAAUGGUGGAGCGUCAUUUCUUAUUCCUUAUGGGAUAAUGUUGGCAGUCGAAGGAAUUCCCCUAUACUACAUGGAGCUUUGCAUCGGCCAAAGAAUGCGCAAGGGUUCCAUAGGCGUAUGGAACGAAAUUUCCCCCUACCUAGGAGGUCUAGGGAUAGCUUCAGUCGUUGUCUGUUUCUUGGUGUGUCUAUACUAUAACGUCAUCAUCGCGUGGUGUAUUUUUUACUUCGUACAAUCGUUUCAAUCGCCUUUACCUUGGGCUUCCUGUCCCACACAUGACGUCAUCGUGGGUAAUAUAACAAAAAACGUGCCGAUUCCUUCGUGCGACGUGCGAAAACCAACCGAAUAUUUCUGGUAUCAGACAACGCUUGGAAUAACGAAUAAUAUCGAGGAUACAGGUGGCAUGAAUUGGAAGCUGUGGGGAUGUCUGGUAGCUACAUGGGUACUUUGUUGGAUCUGUAUGAUGAAGGGAAUUAAGGUCACAGGAAAGAUCGUCUAUCUUACUGCUACCCUACCCUUAGUGCUUCUGAUCAUCUUCUUCUUUCGUGGAGUCCAUCUUGAUGGAUACCAAGAUGGACUGAGAAUGCUGUUCGUACCUGAGUUUGCACGUCUCUCAGAUCCUCUAGUAUGGUUAGAUGCAGCAGUACAAAUAUUCUACUCUCUAGGAGUGGCCUACGGAUCACUCAUCGCAUUCUCAAGCUACAACCCACUCAAGAACGACUCCACUAAAGACGCUAUAACCGUAUGUUUUAUCAACUGCGCUGUCUCCAUCUACGCUAGCGUCGUGGUCUUCUGUUUUAUUGGAUUUCAGGCGCAGAAUAGAAUGGAUGAUUGUCUUGAAAACAAACGCGAGCAAGUAUUACGGAUAUUGAACGAGACGGGGUUAAUCAGCCAAGGUCUUCCAGACUGGAAAUAUGUGGAUAUGGGAGAGAUUAGUGAGAAUAUUCAGAAUGCCUCGAUAAUAGCCAAUGAAACGAUUAUCACCUGUAACAAGACACAGUUCCUUGAAAUGUCUAGUGGGAUUGGCUUAGCCUUUAUAGUCUUCACUGACGUCAUCACCAAGAUGCCAUAUGCACCGAUAUGGGCCGUAAUGUUCUUCCUCAUGCUCAUCACUGUUGGAAUUGAUACCCAGUUUGGAAUGUUAGAGGGUGUGGUCACUCCUAUCUCGGAUAUGAGGCUGCUACCCACAUGGAAGAAAAAACACAUUUCAGGUAUAUAA
Actinia tenebrosa (Australian red waratah sea anemone) is the source of this 1846-nucleotide messenger RNA. Its product is annotated as sodium-dependent neutral amino acid transporter B(0)AT3. Gene Ontology annotation, cellular component: plasma membrane. Lineage: Eukaryota; Metazoa; Cnidaria; Anthozoa; Actiniaria; Actiniidae. Gene Ontology annotation, biological process: nitrogen compound transport; amino acid transport; sodium ion transmembrane transport. The record is from RefSeq and is a predicted model, not a curated record.